GUUCGUGAGUAAUCUUUUAAGUUUGAAAUCCAAUUAAAAUCUUAACAUCUUGAAAUAAUACUUCUCAAAAUAAUAGAAAAUUGUUGUUAUUUAUGUUUUUAAGUGUAAUUAAAUAAUAUGAUUGUAAUUUUAUAAUAUAACAAGUAAAGAAAUAUUUUGACAUUAAUCAGGUUAUCUUUGUCUCAUAUGUUUUAAUUUCAAUUAAUGAUAUACCUUUUCUAAUAUUCAACCAUGGGUAAGAGAAAUAAUAUGAUCCCUAAUGGGCAUUUCCAUAAAGAUUGGCAAAGAUUUGUUAAAACUUGGUUUAACCAACCAGCUAGAAAAUUUCGUCGUAAACAAAGUCGCGUAAAGAAAGCUCGUGCUGUUGCACCAAGACCUGUGAAGCUUCUGAGGCCUAUUGUUCAUUGCCCAACAUUCCGUUACCACACAAAAGUUAGGGCAGGCAAAGGUUUUACCUUAGAAGAACUGAAGGCUAGUGGUUUAAAUAAAAGAUUUGCUAGGACUAUUGGAAUUGCUGUAGAUCCUAGAAGACGUAACAAAUCAGUUGAGUCUUUGCAAACGAAUGCUCAAAGACUGAAAGAAUAUAAAUCCAAAUUGAUUCUCUUCCCAUUGAAUGAAAAGAGACCUAAAGUAGGUGAUGCUACUGAAGAAGAAAUGAAAGUUGCCACUCAAGUUAAAGGUGAAAUCAUGCCAGUGAGACACCAAGCACCUGCUAAAGCUAAGGCCCGUGUCAUUUCUGAGGAAGAAAGAAAGUUCUCUGCAUAUGUAACUCUCCGUAAAGCUAGGGCUGAUGCCAGACUAGUAGGUAUUCGCGCAAAACGUGUGAAAGAUGCAGCAGAAAAUCCAGAUGAAGUAACUAAAGUUGCUAAAGACAAGAAGGCUAAGAAAUAAUGUGGAAUAAUUCAUGUCUUUGUAUAAAUAUAACAAAUAAAUUCUCUAAUAAGAAAUAAAA
Molecule: messenger RNA, 952 nt
Organism: Bombus terrestris (buff-tailed bumblebee)
Lineage: Eukaryota; Metazoa; Arthropoda; Insecta; Hymenoptera; Apidae
Gene: RpL13
Product: ribosomal protein L13
Exons: 4
Coding region: 232-891 (219 amino acids)
Biological process (GO): translation
Cellular component (GO): ribosome; cytosolic large ribosomal subunit
Molecular function (GO): RNA binding; structural constituent of ribosome
Source: RefSeq, a predicted model, not a curated record